AUUUGUCUGGAUGGAGUGGGCGGAGCUCCACUCAGGGGGAACUCUACGUCACAGAGGGGCGUGUCCGCGCGUACGUUCCCCGGAGGUGUGUUUGGUCCGCGCUCCACAGGCGUCGACUCUUCUGUCUUUUUUUUUUCUUCUUUUAAUUCUGAAAGUUGACGGAGGAGAACCAGACCGGAACUUCCGCGUCCGACCCAGCGGAACCAGAGCAGAGCGGAACCGGAGCGGGGCGGGGGAAAUGGGACCGGAGCUGCGGUGAGCGGCGCCGCCGAGCAGCAGCCGCGGACCCGGCCGGCCCGCCGGGGAUGGCCCACGUAGGCAACGGCGCCUCCGCGGAGGAGGAGGAGGAGGAUUGCUUCGAGGACGCCUUCGACCGCACGCCUUCAACAUGUCGGAUGGAUCUGCAGACGGCCAUCCAGGAGACCCAGUGUGCUCUGAACCUGGUCCUCAACAACAAGUUCUCUCAGGCGCUGGACCUGCUCAAGCCAUGGUGGAAGGACAGCAUGUACCACGCUCUGGGUUACAGCAGCAUCCUGGUGAUGCAGGCCACCAUGACCUUCGAGCAGAGAGACAUCCAGGCCGCCAUGGCCACCAUAAAGGAGACCCUACAGACCUGCCAGAGGUUCAGGAAGAGGAACUCCGUGGUGGGAUCUCUGUCCAGUCUCAUCAGCAAACAGACCAACCUGCAGGAAGAGGAGAUGCAUGCAGAGCUCUGCUACGCCGAGUGUCUCCUGCAGAAGGCCACGCUGACGUUUGUGCAGGAUGAAAACAUGAUUAGCUUCAUCAAAGGAGGCAUCAAGAUCCGAACCAGCUACCAGAUCUACAAGGAUUGUCAGAACCUGCUGUCCACUGCUCAGGGCGUGACUGAACAAUCUGAUUUGUUCAGACAGUUUGAGGGCGGAGUCAAGCUGGGCAUUGGGUCCUUCAACCUGAUGCUGUCUCUCCUCCCUCAGCGGAUUCUGAGGUUGCUGGAGUUCAUCGGGUUCUCAGGAAACCGGAGGUUUGGUCUCUCUCAGCUCCGAGAGGGCGCCUCCAACCACAGCCUGCGCUCCAUCCUCUGCGCCUUCACCCUACUCUUCUACAACACUUACGUCUCCCUCAUCCUGGGAACGGGGGAGGGGAACCUGGCUGAGGCUGAAGCUCUGCUGGAGCCGUACCAAGAAAAAUACCCAAAAGGAUCCAUCAUUCUCUUCUACUCGGCUCGUAUUACUUCUCUGAGGGGAAAUCUGGAAAAGGCGCGAGCGCGGUACGAGGAGUGCAUCAGCAGCCAGCAGGAGUGGAAGCAGAUCCACCACCUGUGCUACUGGGAGCUGAUGUGGAACCACUCCUUCCAGCAGGAGUGGCAGCAGGCGUACCGCUACGCCGACCUGCUCUGCAGGGAGAGCCGCUGGUCCAAGGCCAUCUACGUGUACCAGAAGGCGGCCAUCCUCAGCAUGAUGUCAGCGGAGGAGCUGGAGCGGACCGGCGAGGACCUGGGGGCGCUCUUCAGGCAGGUGGAGGGGCUGAAACAGCGGCUGGCGGGGAAGUCCAUCCCCAUGGAGAAGUUUGCUGUGAGGAAGUCCAGGCGCUACAAGGCCUCCAACCCCGUCCCCCUGGUCAUCCCCGCGCUGGAGAUGAUGUACGUCUGGAACGGCUUCAGCAUCGUCGGGAAGAGGGCCGACCUCACCGAGUCUCUGCUGGUCACCAUAGAGAGGGUGGAGCAGCAGCUGCAGAACGACCCCAACCCGACGGAGUACCAUCCCGACGACAGCUGCCUGGUCCAGAUGUUGAAGGGGCUCUGCCUGAAAUACCUGGGCAGGUUCCUGCAGGCGGAGCUCUGCUUCUCACAGGUGUUGUCCAGCGAGGGCCGGAUCCGCUACGACCACUACCUGGUUCCCUUCACGCUGUACGAGUUGGGUCUGCUGCAGAAGCAGCAGGGAGACUUCAUCAAAGCCACGACGUACAUCGAGAGAGCCAAGAUGAACUACAAGGACUACUCCAUGGAGUCCAGACUGCACUUCAGGAUCCACGCCGCCCUCAACAGCCUCAAAGGCUCGCCCGUCAGCACCCCAUAAUACUCAGCGGACGAGGACUCGUCAGGGUUUGGAUUUCAUCACCAGGGACUUUUUAAUCUGCUUUAAAACUCUAAAACUGUUUAUUUUUAUUAGAGAUUACAGAAACUUCCUGUUAGCAGGGGGCGGCUAAAACGGCUAGCUACGUUUGAUCAAUAAAGUUUUAUUCAGACCGACGCUCUUUCAGUAUAAAAGCACAAAGAACUGAGGAGCAUUCCUUUACCGAUAAAAGAUCAAAAAAGUUUUAGUUUAUUCUGAACCAAACCUGAAAUCUAAAGUUUAUUGAUUUUUGACAAUUCAUGGCCUUAAAUAACGUUUAAGCUUCUGCUUUUACUUCAGUGAGUCUGAAGCUAACGUCGUGCAGCUGCUUUAGCUGUUGUUUAAUCACUUUAAUCCUGAUCCAAACGGAUCUGAUUCUGAGCUCAGAUCAGCAGGAGUUCCUGCUGUAGCAUGGCGUCCAUUUACAGACGUUAGCAUACCUGCUCCACGCUAACGCUAGCUGCAGUUGUCUCGUUUUUGCGUCAUCCUUUACACACAUGUAGCUGUGAGUUAACGUGGAAUCAUGUGAUUUAAUGCUAGCAUCAGAGACCUAGCAUGCUACAUGCAGCAGCCACACUCACAAAACCUGGUCUGAUGAGGAGUCAGGCUAAAGACACUAUUUAAAAUGCUAACCAAGGUUAGUUCAGGUUUGGCUAAAGAUGAAUUUAUGGAUAAAUGACAAUAAGAUGAUUUUUGUUUGUUUUCAGGGACACUAUAUAAAUAUAAAUAUAUAUUCAGGCUUUAACGCUUCCUUUGCCUUCAGCGGAUCCUUAGCUCUUUCUUUGCGCUCCAGCCUUCUCACCGAUCGUGGCUUAUAGGAACACGGAGCGAUCCCCUCAUUCCAGACCGGAUGCACACGCGACAGAGAUUAGACGGGAAACGCUGGAUCGCACCUUUUAUUAGCAGCAAUAGAAGCAACUCUGCCGUCCGUUUGUCGGACGCGAAGCAGCUUUUUCUAGAGACGCUUUUGCUCUUCUCUGCUUUAAAUGAAUCUUAUUUUGACCAAAAGGAAUCGUCUCCGCUAAUGCUGUUGUGUCGUCCGGAUCAAAGCUUUUCCCAAAGAGCGAAGCUGCCUUUUGUUUUCUUGUAUUGUUCUACCGUAAAUUGUUUUGAUCAAAAGAUAACUUUUAUUUUGAAAUGAAGCACAAGGAUGUUUAUUUACAAGUUGAAACAAAAACGAGUUUGUCAACAAAGAGCAGUGGAGUCGACCGUGACCCGUCUUUGCUCCAUGUUGGAGACGGACCGGCGGUUCUGUUCUACUUGAAGGAUCCCGGAUCCUCAGACGUUCUUCAUGAACCGAAUGUAUCGACCGGAAGACCAAACUGUUGUGUUUUUGUGCCUGUACACGUUUUUUUAUGAUGGAAAACAUCAGCUUUGAACAACUGAAAGCUCAUAAAGCAAAAGCAGAGAAACCAUCAUCAGCUGAAGGAUUGUGGGAAUGAGAACCUCACGACUGGUUCUAGCUAACGCUGCUAAAGUGGAGGAGAAGAAACAUUUCACGUCAGAUGAAGGAACAAACAGCAGUUUUCAUGGAUGAACUCCUGAUGUACAUGCUAACGCUAACUGUAUAAGCUAAUGUUAGCUAUACCAUGGAUGAACUCCUGAUGUACAUGCUAACCCCUGAUAUACAUGUUAACGCUAACUUCAUUAGCGCUAAUGCUAACUGCAUAAGCUAACGUUAGCUAUACCAUGGAUGAACUCCUGAUGUACAUGCUAACCCCCAAUAUACAUGCUAACGCUAACUGUAUAAGCCAACGUUAGCUAUACCAUGGAUGAACUCCUGAUGUACAUGCUAACGCCUAAUAUACACGCUAACACUAAUUGCAUUAACAUUAGCAUAUACCAUUGAUUAACUCCGGAUGUACAUGCUAACCCUUGAUAUGCUAACGCUAACUGCAUUUGCAUUAGCAAUUAGCAUGCAUUUAAUGAAUUAACUCCAAAUAAAAAGGCCAACUGUGUUAGUGUUAGGAUGUACAUCAUAGAUGAAUUCCUGAUGUACAAGCUAACUGUGUUAGCAUUAGCAUGUAUAUCAUGGAUGAACACCUAAUGUACAUGCUAAUGUCAACUGCAUUAGCGUUACCUGCUCUAGUGUUAUGUAGAUCAUGGAGGAACUCUUGAUGUAAAUGCUAACAGUAUUAGCGUUAGCACGUAUAUCAUGAAUGAACUCCUGAUAAACAUGCCAACCACAUUAGCAUUAGCAUGCAUAUCGUGGAUGAACUACUAAUGUACAGGCUAAUCCAAACUGCAUUAGCGUCAGCAUGUAUAUCAGGAGUUCAUCCAUUAAAAACAUGAUAACUGCAUCAGCGUUAGCAUGUAUGCUACGGAUGAACUCCUGAUAUACAUGCUAACUGCAUUAGCACUGCCGAUUUAGCAUCAGCGGUACAGACCAACGUCAACAACGUCUAAAUUCUGUUUUUAAUGAAUACUGUUAAAUUUUCCGGUUAGCACAAAGGACAAACACUGCCUGCUACGUUAGCAUCGUAAAACUAUUUCAUUCUCACAUUAGCUAAUGCUAAUUUAGCAUGCUACUGCUGCUGUUUGUUCAGCUAAAAUAAACAGAAAAACUGCAGUUUUUACUAUUUUUAAUAUCUCCACCAUGAGAUCGCCCCAAAUAUUAACAGUUCAUACGACUAAAACACUGAAAGUUUUAUACGAUUACUAUGUGGUAAAUGAUAAAUAUUCUAUUAAGUUACUUUGUUUUUAAUUUAGGACAUUCAAAUCUUUAUUGCUAAGAGUAAAUGGUGUUGCACACGGUAGUAUACGGUUUAAGGUCAUGAUUCAUCCCAACAUCUCGGAUUAAAUGGUCAUAGGAUGAUGUCAUCGUGUUCAGUCUCGUAUUUUUAAACGGUUUCCUUGUUUUUGCCUUUGGUUUGUAUGUUGGAAAUAAUGUUCAGGUUCAUCUGCAGUUCCUUUACUACCUCAGUCUCCUUCAGUCUUUCUGCUUUUCUUUUCAUCAAAGUUGAUUCUUAAACUUUUGCUUCAGUUCUGCCUCACAAGAAAACACUAUUCUGUUGAUGAAUCUGUGUUCUAGAAAAUGAAUAAAGAUUGAAGUAUUUUGAACACAAACUGUUAUAAAUAACAUCAUUUAAAUUAUUAUUGCAGACAGCAGUUUGUGUUGGUGCCUCUGUCCGUCUGUGUGCUUUAUGACUGCAUGUUGUUGAAUCCGGACACAGAUCUCUGCAUGGUUUCUGUCUGGAGGACAAACGCUUCACCACGAGGACGGGAGGAUUCGGUGCAAUAAAGUCAAACAUGGACGUCCUUCA
Messenger RNA from Oryzias melastigma (Indian medaka), 5353 nucleotides. RefSeq names its product tetratricopeptide repeat protein 39B. Gene Ontology annotation, molecular function: protein binding. The transcript is spliced from 19 exons. The record is from RefSeq and is a predicted model, not a curated record. The coding region runs from base 306 to 2054 and encodes 582 amino acids. NCBI's taxonomy places the organism in Eukaryota, Metazoa, Chordata, Actinopteri, Beloniformes, Adrianichthyidae.